Messenger RNA from Vitis riparia (riverbank grape), 957 nucleotides. RefSeq lists its product as uncharacterized. Bases 1 to 957 code for a protein of 318 amino acids. NCBI's taxonomy places the organism in Eukaryota, Viridiplantae, Streptophyta, Magnoliopsida, Vitales, Vitaceae. The transcript has a single exon. The record is from RefSeq and is a predicted model, not a curated record.
AUGUUGCUUGCUUUGACAGCACAAAAGGGAUGGAAGACUUACCAGUUGGAUGUAAAAUAUGCUUUUUUAAAUGGUUAUCUUCAAGAGGAAAUUUAUGUAGAGCAUCCCGAGGGAUUCCAAGUCAAGGGACAGGAGGAGAAGGUCUACUUGUUGAAGAAGGCCUUAUAUGGUCUUAAACAGACUCCCAGGGCCUGGUACAACAGGAUUGAUGAACAUCUUCAAAGUCUUGAAUUUGUUAAAAGUCCAAGGGAAGCUACAUUAUAUGUAAAAGGAACAGAUGCUAACUUAAUUGUAGUUUCUGUUUAUGUUGAUGAUCUGCUUGUAACAGGUAGCAAUGAGAAACUGGUAGAAGAGUUUAAAGUUGAAAUGCUCGAAGUAUUUGAGAUGACAGACCUUGGCUUGAUGUCCUACUUUCUAGGUAUGGAGGUGAAGCAAGAUCAUGAUGGAGUCUUCAUAAGCCAAAAGAAGUAUGCAAAGGAAAUACUUAACAAAUUUCACAUGGAAGAUUGCAAAAGAACCAGCACACCAAUGAAUCAGAAGGAGAAAUUUAGCAAAGAUGAUGGAGCAGAAAAAGUGGAUGAAAGCCAAUACAGGAGCCUGAUUGGUUGCUUGAUGUAUCUUACAGCCACCAAACCAGACAUAAUGUUUUCAGUAAGCUUGCUUUCAAGAUUCAUGCAUUGUGCCAGUGAAGUGCAUUUUCAAGCUGCCAAAAGGAUUGUAAGAUAUAUCAAAGCCACAACAAAUUAUGGCAUUAAAUAUUCUUGCUAUCAGAAUUUUAAACUUCAUGGUUAUUCUGAUAGUGAUUGGGCAGGUUCUAUUGAUGACAUGAGAAGUAUAACAGGAUUUUGUUUCAGCUUUGGAUCCGGAAUUUUUUCAUGGUCCUCAAAGAAGCAAGAUGUGAUAGCUCAAAGCACAGCAGAAGCAAAAUAUGUAGCAGCCAAUGCUACUAUAAAUUAA